This is a messenger RNA of Rangifer tarandus platyrhynchus (Svalbard reindeer), 888 nucleotides long. The record is from the annotation of a GenBank genome assembly. NCBI's taxonomy places the organism in Eukaryota, Metazoa, Chordata, Mammalia, Artiodactyla, Cervidae.
AUGCUCCACUUACAAGGCCUACAGAUGCUGCAGAUGCUAGAAAAAUCCUUGAGGAAGAGCAUCCCUGAAUCCUUAAAGGUUUAUGGGACCAUCUUCCACAUAAACCAGGGAAACCCUUUCAAGCUAAAGGCUCUGGUGGACAAGUGGCCUGAUUUUAAUACUGUGGUUAUCCGCCCUCAGGAGCAGGAGAUGACAGAUGACCUUGAUCACUACACCAAUGCUUAUCAAGUCUACUCCAAGGACCCUAAGAAGUGUCACGAAUUCCUUGGCUCACCAGAAGUCAUCAACUGGAAGCAACAUCUGCAGAUUCAAAGUACACAGUCCAGCUUGGAUGAUGUGAUAAAAAAUCUUGCAGCUAUCAAAUUGGGCAAGGUCAACCAAACACAAUGCUUUCUCUAUAUGGCCUCUGAGGCAGGAAAGAAAUUGGUUACUUCUCUGGUGGAGGAAAAGAGUUUAUCAGUCAAUGGUGAUAAACCCAAAUCCGGCCACCAAAAGAUGUUGACACUCUCAACCCUGGAUCCUGCCCAUGCUGUCUUGGUGAAUAAACUCUGGUAUUUUGGUGGCAAUGAAAGGAGCCGGAGGUUCAUCGAGCGCUGUAUCCAGACCUUCCCCAGCUCAUGCCUGCUGGGGCCCGAGGGGACCCCUGUGUCCUGGAUGCUGAUGGACCAGACAGGAGAGCUGCGGAUGGCAGGCACCCUGCCUGAGUACCGGGCCAAGGGGCUCAUCUCCUACCUCUCCUGUGUCCAUGUCCAGACUCUGGACAAACUUGGGUUCCCCUUGUAUUCCCACGUCGACAAGGCCAAUCACAUCAUGCAAAGGGUAUGCUCCAACAUGCAGAGUAUCUUUGUGCCCUGUGGCUGGAACCAAUGGAACUUCGUGCCUCUGUAA